AUGUCAAAAUCUGCAAGCACACGGCAUGAAAGGGCGCUGUGGCUGCGAACUGUUGCACCUCUUGAGCUCUUCGACCGCACCAGUUCCGUCAGUCUUGCUGCCGAGGGUCCUGCAAGUGCCCUUCCAGAUACGCAGAUGCUCGUCACUGGCGUCCACUACCCUCCCUACUGGUUCGGAUCUUGGCCGCCGCCCCCGCUUGUUGGCAUGGCUGCGUUGUUUUCUUCAAUGCGUUACGGGCUGCAAUACCGUAUUGCUUCACGGGCAGUCGCACAUCUGUUGUUGGCAGCCCAAUGCUGUCUUCCUCUGCAAUACCGGGUCAGGGAGUACAUUGAGCAAAUCCUCUGUCAUCGAAUGAAAGGCAAUCUUGCCAGGGGCCACUAA
This is a messenger RNA of Trichoderma reesei QM6a, 381 nucleotides long. RefSeq lists its product as uncharacterized. Bases 1 to 381 code for a protein of 126 amino acids. NCBI's taxonomy places the organism in Eukaryota, Fungi, Ascomycota, Sordariomycetes, Hypocreales, Hypocreaceae. The record is from RefSeq and is a predicted model, not a curated record. The transcript is spliced from 4 exons.